CUCGAUAAAACGGGCGGAGCGAGAACACAUCCGGGACUUUUUCGCGUUCUCGGCUUGAUGCGUGAAUGUUCGAAUUGUUUAUAGUUCACAUAGUGACGUCAUAGGUUCAUUUACUGAGCUGUGCGUUAACAUUUGUUAAGUAAAGCCACACUGUAUGUCUGCUGUUUGUGCCGAAGGAUAACCGGUGAACUACCGAUUAACUCACCCUCACUAAACGGUCUGGACUCUGCAGCGUUCAAAGGGCGAUGUUGGCAGUGGUUUUCAGGUCAGCUGUCACCAAAUAUAAGGGGUUGCAGUUGCCUAGUCAAACUGUGGCCAGAGCCAUGUCAUCUUUAGGUGGUGCCACCCCUCCGUACACGACCCUGGCCAUCAGUCGCCCUACAGAGUCCAUCACGCAUGUUGAACUUCACCGGCCUGAGAAACGCAAUGCCAUGAACAGUGCUUUCUGGAGUGAGAUGGUGACUUGCUUUAAUGAGCUCUCUGAGGACGCCCAGUGCAGAGUGGUGGUAGUUUCUGGAGCAGGGAAGCUCUUCACAGCUGGUAUCGAUCUCAUGGACAUGAUGAACAGUGUACUUCAGCCAGAAGGAGACGACACAGCCAGAAUCUCCUGGGGGAUCAAAAAAAAGAUUAAGAAAUUGCAAGAGACCUUCUCCGUCAUAGAGAAGUGCCCGAAGCCUGUUGUGGUGGCCAUCCAUGGAGCCUGUGUAGGAGCAGGUGUUGACAUGAUUACAGCCUGCGACAUUCGCCUGUGUACCCAGGACGCCUGGUUCCAAGUGAAGGAGGUUGACAUUGGACUUGCAGCAGAUGUUGGAACACUCCAGAGACUCCCGAAGGUCAUCGGCAGCCAAAGUCUUGUUAAUGAACUGGCUCUGACAGCAAGAAAGAUGUAUGCUGAUGAAGCUAAGAGCAGUGGACUGGUCAGCCGAGUGUUUGCAGAUAAGGAGGCGAUGAUGGCUGGAGCUCUGGAGAUUGCUGGAGAGAUUGCUGGUCGCAGCCCAGUUGCUGUGCAGGGCACCAAAAUAAACCUCAUCUAUGCCAGAAACCACAGCGUAGCAGAUGGAUUGGAUUACAUUGCCACGUGGAACAUGAGCAUGCUUCAGACUGAAGAUUUGAUGAAAUCAGCUCAGGCAGCCCUCGAGAAGAAGAGUCCCAAAACUAAGACAUACUCUAAACUCUGAACACCAGUGAAGCAAAGCUCAGAUACAGAAAGUGCCUCUUUCCUCCUCCACUAUGGCCUUUCUUACACCAAUUUUAUAAAUCAAAAUUACAUUUACUAGCUGGAGAUCUGUAUCCACACUAGACAGUAUUUUAAUGUCAUUAUGUGUUUAAAAAUUCAUUCAGGUUCAUAUUUCUCCUGCUCUAAUAUCAGAUAUGGAUAAUAUUUAACUAAGGCAAAUCUUAACUGACUGAGCUGAGAAACAUUUUGUACAUCUGUAAAUGACCUUCUGAAUGUUUCCUCAUCAGAGACACUCAUGUGAAAGUGAUUUUAAAUUUCCAGUCUUGGUAGAAUAAAGAGGGCACAUCAGAGGAUAUUUAGAAGGAACAACUGCUCAUUUCUUUCUACCGUGCUGCUGUUGAGUCUGUUGUAAUGCACUGCUUACCAGUGCGGUAUGAAGGCUGUUCUGUAGCAGACAAACAGGCACUGCGAGGAGUGGUGAGAACAGCAGAAAACAAAAAAAUAUGGCUGCGGGCUGCCAUGCCUGGAGGAUACUCAAGCAAGCAAAAAACAUUAUCAGUGAUGGUGUCAGAAUCACCAUCUGAACUGUGGCACUCAGGUAGAGGAAAGAGAUCAGCCAAAACCCACACCUCUAGGUUCAGAGACCGCUCCUUUCCAAACGCCAUCUGUGUCACUUACAUGCACCAAUAAAUGUAUUUUGUUUAUUA
Messenger RNA from Oreochromis niloticus (Nile tilapia), 1884 nucleotides. RefSeq names its product delta(3,5)-Delta(2,4)-dienoyl-CoA isomerase, mitochondrial. The coding region runs from base 246 to 1178 and encodes 310 amino acids. The transcript is spliced from 11 exons. Gene Ontology annotation, cellular component: mitochondrion. Gene Ontology annotation, molecular function: delta(3,5)-delta(2,4)-dienoyl-CoA isomerase activity. The record is from RefSeq and is a predicted model, not a curated record. Lineage: Eukaryota; Metazoa; Chordata; Actinopteri; Cichliformes; Cichlidae.